UGUAAAAGGGGCCCCGGCACCAUUAUCUUUCUUUUAAAAAUUAAAUGAGACCCCUGCAUUAAUUGUAUUGUUGCGUCGAGAGACAUGAUGGAAGCUUAUUAGAUUGUGUUGUUAUUCCUUUGUCUAUACUAAAUCUCACCAUUAAUUAAUUAAUUAUGUUGGUUAAAGAAGUGUGUUACGUUGCAUCUCUCAUGCUCACAAAUUCCCAAUCCUCUCGUUUGUGAUUGUUUCUUUUGGAAAAGAUAAGUCCAUUCCUUGAUCCAUGCUUUCAAACUCUUUUGGAUUUUAAGUAAUCAUAUAUGUACAUAUGGUGGCCUCGGUCUAUUUAUUGGCGGAGUUAGGAUUUGAAAGUAUCUGUGUCCUCUUUUCGAAAUAUAAAAAAAUAUUAUAUAUAAUUAGAAAAAAUCACACCCAAAUAUAUCAUUCAUAAAUAAUAACGAAAUAAUCAAUCAAUACAAUCAUUAUUUUCAUAAACAACCACGAUAUAUUUUCAUAUUCUGAGUUAAAUUUAAUUUAUGUAUGCCUUUAAACAAGAAAUGUCUUGUAAUUUAGUGGUAUAACAAUCUUAUAUUACCUAAAUAUCAUGAAUUCAAUACUUAGUUUGUACAUAUAUGUGAUAUUUUUUUGUUAUCCUAGAAAUUACCUAUGUCUUGGGGACACAUUCCAGGACCCUUGGCUCCGCCUACGGGUCUAGUCUAAGAGAUCUAAUGGCUAAGGCAUCAUUGCAAAUUUGCAACCUUUGACAAGGAGACCAUGUUUUUUUGGAGUUGGGAAGCUCAAGAAGGACAACUUGUAUGCUAGAGGUUAGCACAGCUGAGUUGGACAUUCUUAAAGACAAGUAGGGCUAUUAAUGAGCCGAGCUAUUUGUGAGCGGCUCGGUCUCGAACUCGAUAAAAGUUUGUUCGAUUAAAAAAAAUCUUGGCUCGUUAAUAAACAAGCCGAGUUUGAGCUCUACCUUGUUCGGCUCGUGAAGCUCGUGAACUAGCUCGAUUAGGUGGCUCGUUUAAUACAACUCAUGAACUGUCUCGUUUUGAGCUUAUGAGAUGUCCCAACAUUGUGACUAGAGAGCUAACUCGACUACAGCUUAUGAGAAAAUCAAUCUAUAUCUUAUGAGCCGGUUUGUCAAUGAUGCAUAUAAUUAUUAAAUUAUAUAUAUCACCUCAUAUGGUAUUUAAACAUUGAGUAUAUGUAAGCAAAUACGUCUCAUAUAUGACAUGACAUUAGGUAAUCACAUGUAUAACAUAUGACAUAUAAAUAUUAUGAUAUUUAUAUUAUAAAUUAUCUUAGAGUUGAGCUCGAGCCAAACUUUCAAUCUUAAUGAUGUGUCAAGGUGGAUAAUAUAAUAACACUAUGCAUGCAUCUUUGAGAUUAAUGCUCAAUUAAUCAUUAAGAAAUAUAUGAACUAUGUAAGAUAUGUAAGAAUAUUGGUUGGUUGGUUGGUUGAUUGAUUAGAAAGUUUUCCAAUUAGGGCUACGAUUGUCGUGAUGGGCCAUUUCUCUAUUAGUGUCGUGGCACGUGGAAACGAAAAUGAGGACUGCAAUAACAUAAUGGAGAAGAAAGAUUAGAUUGAACUAAUCUAUUCGUUUAAGUGGGUGGGUUGGUUUAAUAGUUAAAGUCGAUUAAUAUUUCAUGUUUUUGUUUCAAAAUUGGUUUCAACUUUUAAGUUCUAACUAGGUGGAGAUGCCGCGUCUUAUCGUGGAUGGAGAUGGUUUAUGGGCAUGUAUUAUAUAGUUCGUUAUGGUGUUAUGUUAGUAUAAUUAGUCUAAAAUUAAUUUUUAGUUAGUAGUUUUGUUAGUAAUAUUGACUUUACAAUAUGAUAUUGACUGAGAAGAGAUAUAUGACGGUCAACACAAGUAGACCCAUUGAUUAUUGGUUGGGUAUGGGUGGCGUAUAUAUGGGUAUGGAAGUUUGUAGAUGGGUUUGGGUAGGGUAUGGAUAUUUAUUUCUAUAAUCUAAAUGUGUAUGAGUUGGCUAUGGAUACCCAUUUACUCGAUGGUGUUUUAAUUACACAUACAAAAAAUAGACCUAUUCGUAGAACUUCAAAAGUUUAGGUACCAAAAUGUAAUACACAAAAAUUUUAGGUACUAAAAUAUAAUUUUACAUCAAUAUUUUGAGGACUUAUAUGCCAAAAAAAUAAUUAAGGUUAUAAAUCUAAAAAUCUGUUAAGUUUAGGUACAAAACUGUAAUUUACAUAGUUGAGGUUUAGUUCCUUUUGUGGUGAUGUAUUUAAGACGAUAAUUAUUUACCUUUUAUAAAAAAAAUGGAAACUAUUUAUUUGAUAUGUGUAGAUACCUAUCUAGCCAUGUAUAAUUGUUGAAAAUUCUAGCACGGGUGAAAAAGAAAAACUCUAGAAAGAAGCAAAAGGAAUACAAUCUGAAACUCGCUUAAAAUUUCACGCAUUCAAAUCCCAUAGUAAAAAAAUGAUGACUUUAUAAUAAGUAAUAACCAUGUAUAUAUAUCUUUAAUUGGACUCGACAUUGAGCUGAAAAAGUUAGCGGUUCGUGGUUCAAUUAUUAGUUCUCUAGACUUUUGGUGAGUCGUGUAUGUACAUGUUCAUACUUGUGAUUAAAAUACAUAAAAAUAGUAUACUAAUUAGGGUUAGACGAAGAAGGCAAAGAAAAAAUAAAUAAAGGGUUAUUGAAGGCGAGUCAAAAAUGAAACGAAAAGGAAGUAGAUGAUGGAAAGGUUUUGACCAGUUCUUUAUUUGGCCGUCAAUACAACAAUCAACCCUUUUCGCAUAUUUUGUUACAUGUACUUAGUAAAAGUUUGUUUAGUACCCCAUAAAUGUACUAAAUGAGUUUAUAAAUUCGCUCUUGCAAUAUUUUAGAGUCGUCUCUCUUUUAUUAUUUAUUUAAUAUUUCACGUAAUGAGCAAAUAUAAAAUGGUCGAAUAUCCUCAUACGGUUGAGAGAUACAACAUUUUGUAUCGUACAAACUAAAUUUAUACUUUUAUGUUAGGUGGAUUGGAUUCAUGGAUUCGAAUGAAAUCUAAAUAUUUGACAAAUAUGUAAUAGGUACGAAAAUCUCAUAAAAAUUAACAAAACAUAAUUGUUCAAUGAUUUUACAUUAAAACUAAAUUUGGGGUAUCAAAAUGUAAAAUAUACAUUAUAGUAAAUAAGUUUUGAUUUAAUUUAAUUUGGGAUAUCAAUUAGCAAAAUUACUAGAUAACAGUAAGACUACUUCACGUUUAUAUAUAUUAAUUUUCAAAAUAAUGAAAUCUAAAUCCUAAGAUUUUGCAUAUAAUAUAUGUGAUGUAUUUUGAAGGAUCAAAAUAAUCAAUUAUUGUUCCCGUUUAAAUUGUUAUGAGAGUAUAAGAUUUAUAAAAAGAAGGGUUACAUUUUAAUUUUUAGGGUUUAUGAUAUUGUAUCAUUCCCCUAAAUCCAAAUUCUUAAAAGCCUAGACAACAUUUAUUUACUAAAAAUAUGCAAAUGUGAUGAUAGUUAAAUUAAUGCAUUGUAAACUAUAAAUUAGUGUGAUAUGAUUUCCGUUGUUUUGUAUGAUAGUUAUUCUAGUAUUUAAGUAAAUAUAUUAUUUUGUGAGUGAAAUAUCAUUUUUAUCUUUUAUUUGAAAUAUAAAAAAGUAAUACAUACAAAAAUUUAGAAAACAAUCUCAACAAUAUAAUCUAAAAUAUUAUAUUUAAUCAUCACUCAAUUAAAGUGAUAAUUUGCAUCAUAUCAAGCAAAAAAAAAUUUAUUGUUUGUGAAAAAAAAGAAACAAUAUAUUAUGAAAAAUAUAAUUCUUGUAAUAAUAUCAACCAAACUAUCACCAAACCAAACGAAAUCCGCCUAUAUUGAAAGAAAGAAACCCGCCGCAUGCCCGUGUACUGUACACACAUACACCUUUUACUGUCCAUUGUGACUGAGAUUUACUGUUUCAAACUGGCGUGGGCUGGCGUGUGGGCUGUUGUUGGGUGAGGCCUCAUUGGGAUCUGACGGAGUUUUGGGGCUCGGUCGGGGUGGGACUGGUCGUUGCCUUCUGGUUGCCCUUCUUUGGGGUCGUUUGGUGGCCCCGACGCACGUUGGUCAUCAGAGAUCGAUAUUUGACUUUGGCCCGAGAGGGCACGCGGAUCGAGGGUUUUUCGGUGACUCUGUGGGUGUUCUGCUGGGUAGGGAUCGUUGAGUGGUGGGAGAUCUGGCGGGUUUGGGAGAGACUGUGCUGGGAGAUGGGAUAGCUUAGAGAUGGUGGGCCAUGAGAGGGACUGAAAAGUUGAUUGAAAGGAGUUGUGUUGCUCAGUAUCUCUGCAUUGGGGUCGUUUGGUGGCUCUGACGCGCGUUGGUCAUCAGAGAUCUAUAUGCUGCUUUGGCCCAAGCGGGUGCGUGGAUCGAGGCUUAUUCAGUUGCUUUGGGUGUUCUGCUGGGGAGGGAUCAUUGAGCGGUGGGAGAUCUGGCGGGUUUGUGGAUGUGUGGAUGAGAGUGACAUGCCUGGACAGUGGAGAGGUGGGUCGUUCGAGAAACAGAAAAGGGUUUUCUAGAUACAGAGAGAUACCUUGACAUGCUUUUUCUCUGCUGUAUGAAAAGACCGGUUUUUGGUGUCUCUGGGAGGGGUUGGAAAGUCCUUGCGUUGUUCGACGCUGAGAGAGGCUAUUACUGUUUUGUGCAGGCUUAGGCAUUAAUUAAUUGAGAGGAUCCGUUUCUUUUCUUUUUCUUCAGCUUGGUGCUUAAAGAAAACUUUGCUUCUCUUUAGCAUGUUACUCUCUCCCCUUUUGUUAUUCAACUCUCCGACUGCUCUCUCUCUCUCUCCCUCGGUGUCCUCUCUGCGUUGGGAUUUCUCAUCUCUCUUCUUGGGAGAAGGGCGGAGUUGAAAGCCACGAAGAAGAAGGUUUGAGAGAUCUGGAAGAGAUCCAGACCCACUGGAGGACAGUUGAGAGGUCUGGAGAAGAUCCAGUUUCGCAGGUUUUGUAUUCGUCCCAGGUGAUUUAUCCGUCUCUCUAUGUUGAGUUUGCUUUUCUCUUUUUGCAAGUCUCUUAAUCGUUUGGAUCCUGUGUUUCUGUUUGUAAUUGCAGGUAGUUGAAAGGAUGAUUAGCUACUUUUGUUCGCUGGGCCAUCUCCGAUUUAUCGGUAUAUAAUCACAUCUUUCUUUUCAUCCUUUUGUUUGAGGGAUUGUUGGUGAUUUUCGGAAUCUUAAAUCGAGGAUUGUUUUAUGAGUUGUGUGGAUCUGAUAGGUUUUUUGCCAUUUCGAUGAGGAUGAAGGGGUUGAUUGGAUGAGGAUUGAGGAGCCCGCCAUCUGCUGUUUCCCUGCACCAGUGAGGAUGAAGAAUGCGUCGUCUGUUUGCACCUUCUUCUGACCAGUAUAGAAUACUGACUGUGCAGAUCCGCAAGUUUUCAUAAACUCUUAUGCUAACGGUCGCGUCAACUCCCUGUCUUUCCCUCUACUUUUUUUCUUCUUUUGCGUUUUAGGUUUGUUGUGAUCAUUGUUGUUACAAUCCCUGAUUAGUUCCUCUGUUUCUUUGUUCUUUUGAUGCUGGGAUUUUUACAUUGAGGGACAAGUAUAAAUGGGUUCGGAGAAGAUCAAAAUCCAGAGAUUGGCCUGUUGUAUUAGGUAAUUGUGCUCUCACUCCCUUUCUCUCUUGAGGUUAUCAGUCUUAAUUAAUUAAUUUUAAAUGGGGUACUCUCUUUUUCCCAGCAUCAGUAGAGUGAAGUCUAUUUCCUCUCUUUUCCUUGGUGACAAUGGCUAGAAUUUCACUUUAGAAAGAGCUUGGUCAGCCGUGAUCGUCCUAUCCCUGCGAAAUGACAGCACACAAGUCUGCUUUAGAAGUGGGUAAUACUGAAUUCGCAGCUGUUUGUUUACGGUCUACAUAGUGAUUCUACUGUAUUCAGAGUUUGCUGGGUCUUGGAGAUGAAUCACUAUAGUCACCCAGUAGUUCCAUUUGAUGUCCCCAUGUUUUAUUACUUAUGAAGGUUCCUCUUGAGCCUCUGGCAAAUUGCCCUUCCGUUAUGGAAUCAAACGAUAGUUGAUGUUUAAUCACUCACACGUUUGUUAAGCACUGAAUUUUAAUUUAAUCUACUACAUCAUUGUUAUUGUGCACCUAUUUGAAUGUUCUUUUAUGUCCUCCCAUUCCUGCUGCUUCUGUUCUCGGUAUGAUUCAUUUGAAAAGAUGUUUUCCUCAAAUGCCCUAGACUUUUGGUUAACGUCUCUCUUUUCCGCAAAACCAUCGAGAGCUUACAAGGCAUGCAAUCUUUCUGUUCCUCAGGCUAUCAUCUGGUGGGCAUGCAAGCAAAACAUAUCGAACACGUGAAAAUCAGGGCAUGGAACCAUUGUAUCAGAGUGCUAAUUAUAAUAAGGUUUCUUGAUCUGGAAUAUGCUUUGUUAGUAGGUUAGGUGAAGACUUGACUUCACAACACAUGUAUCAUUCUCUGUGUGAACUGAACACGUGCAAAGUGAGAGACAGCCAAAUGAAGGUGGUUGGUGUUGUUCAUAACCUUUUUUAUUGUCAUUUGUUUCUGUUGUCGAUCAACCAAGAUCAACCAAACUCUUUCGACUCCGUUGUGAAGAUUUGCAUCGAUAAAUUCGGCAUGCUUUUCCUUUUUAUCUUAUACCAUAUUCUAAUUCUAAAGUACUCGAGAAUUGUACCAGAUAUGUAGGGUUUUUUUUUAUCGGACCAUUAGCAUUACAUACAUGCAUAUAAUUUUUAUCCAUUUGUCCAUCAUGGCGCCAAAGUGAAUUCUUUCUAACUAUCAAAUUUUCAUAUGGGUUUUAGAUAGUUCUUGAAAACGUGAAUUUGAGAACUUCUAUAUUAACUAAGGUCGCAUCCAAAACCUGAACUUGAGAAUUUCUAUUGAAAGAAAGGUCACACUCAUCCCGUCGCGGAGCGCGGGAAAAAAAAAUCUAGUAUAUAUAUAUAUGCAGAGAGAAUGACAAGUAUGGUUCUUGGACCCUACCAAACCAUCAGCCAACCCAAAGGCACCGAUGUUAUUCCCAUCCAAAAUUAUUAUCUACAUUAGUCUAAAGAAUCCAAAAUGUCAAGGAAUACUUUGAUCUUAACAACCCUAAUCCUUUGAGGUACUGUCCCCAUCCACUGAUCCACAAUAUAAUAACAAACCAUAACAUAAGAAAAGCUCGUUGAUCUCAGAAUGCCAAGUUUUUUUUUUUUUUUUUUUUAUAAUCAGAAUGCCAAGUUUGACUGAUACGAAGUGGUAUGAGUUUAUUUUUUAAAAGCUCUUGAGCAAUGAAAUUAUUAAAGACCAAUAGAUAUUGCGAUCAAAGAAAUUGUUGCUUGUGGCCUGUGGGUAGGAGUAGGAUCCAUAGUUGUGCAAUUAAUUUGUUAAGCAGUACUACUUCAUAAGAUUGGCAGGCACUACUGUUACUGUGAUGAACUGAUUGGGUUACACAUAAUCCAGGGUUACUUCUAAUUAAUAUCGAAGUGUUUUUUUUUUUUUUUUUUACUUUGGCUUUGUUGACUUUGCAGUUCCAAAAGCUUUUUUCAUUUUCCCCUUGCGCUAUCUACAACUGGAAUUGGUCUUGGCCCUAAAGAUUUUCUAUUUGGGCUGGGCCAUUGAGCGGCGGUUGGACGUUGUUUGGCACCGACGCCAAUUAUAUGGCUAAUACUACAGUGCCGCUAUUAAAAUUGCGGCACCGGUGCAGCCAAUUCUUAUUGGCCCAUGUGGCAUUGGUAAACAUCCCGAUUUCUGUAACCCGAACCCAGAAUUUCGGUUCAAUUCCUCUGCAACCAAUUAUUAGCCCAAGACUUCAAUCCAAAACUUCAUCGGAAUUUCGCCAGGCAGGCAUCCUCUCAAAACUCAGUCAGAUCUAAUUCUAUCAAUGGGUUGUUCCGCUCGUUCCUUACAACUUCCUCUCACCUCUAUCCCGCCGCCUCCCGUCUUUUUCUUCCCUUCCACCUCCUCCUCCCGGUCUUCGCUGGUUUCGGUGCCCCGGCGAUUCCCCGCCAGCGAGCUAGCUACGACGGCUUUACCAAUCAUUGUUUUCUUUAGGUCUUCGUACAUUGUCCAGAUAUUGGUGGAUGAGAAGUUGAGAACAAAACGUAGAUGAGGAUAUCGAAUAGGUCCGGGAGGACAGUGACUAGGGCUAGGGUGAUUUAGGAGUGCGAGGCUGAUAAGCAGAAUCAGGUAAUGUAUGGAUGAUUGAAUUGAAGGAAUGAAUGCACUGUUGUUUUCUGUUUAGGCGGAUAUCAGAAAUUUGGGGUUUAAGGUAAUUCAAUUUUCACGAGGGGAUUCAUCUACGAGAUGAGAGAAUUUUUGCUUUAGAUUUAGAUGCGAUGAAGAGCCUACAACUCUGAUGUUUGAAAUGAUGAUCUUAGUACACUAUGGGUGGGUGUGAGGAGAGAAUUCGUGUAGAUAGGAUGAAAUGAAGAACUUAGAACUUUUGUUGUGGUGAAGUGUGAUGGAAAGAUCUGUUGCAUUUAGCUGAUGCUCUGUGCUUGACAGGGUUUUGUCUUGAAAUUGUAUGAGGAAGAAAGUUAGAAACUACAGUUGAGUUCAUGUGGUGGUAGCUAAACGGCAAACACAACCUUCAUUUGUGAAUUCCAUUCAUCGAACCUUUGUUCUGCUGCUCAUCAUCCUAUGGUCAAUGUUGCUUUGAACUUUUGAGAAAAGGUUCAGAGGAAUUAUCUCUUUGAAUUCAUUUCGGUUACAUUUCUAUGUAUUAUGUUGGAAAAUGAACGGCAGGUCUGAUGUUUUUGUAUCCUGGAUAUGGGUAAUAGGUAUCACUGAGCUGAGAAUUCUGCCUUGUGAUGAAGAGCAGGAGCCGGUGACUAGUGAUAUGUGCAAGUUAGUGGAUUUAGUAGCCGAUUAAUUGGUGCACAGAAUGCAAUCUAGUUCAUAAUGUGUGUUUCCCGUUGAACACCCCUGAACUUGUUAAUUAAGUCGAUGACAAUGAGGUGGAGAUUGUCCAAACUUGUGCCUUUUGGAUGAAAACUCUGCUUGCCUGUUUAUUUUUCACAGCGGGAGUAUGAAACUUGCAAGAAGUGGAAGAGCUCAAGAAUGACGCACCCGAGAACCUUCUCUCAAUAUUGAAGGAAUGUGAUAUUCAAAGGCUUUCAGGGGUGUCAACAUCUUUGAUGAACUACUCAGUUUCUUCUGUAUAGAUAUUUAUUAAUUCAUGGAUGUUUAUUGAAUCUAGUUCCGCCGGAUAUGAUAUCAAGACUUUAAAAAUCGGGUUAAUUGCAUGGUUGGUCACUGAGAUUACAAAAAACGCUCAAGUUUGGUCACUCAAAAUAUUUAAAUUCAUUGGUGGUACUUCAAAUUACUGAAACCGUUCACGUUUGGUCACUCUCCGUCCAACUCCGUUAACUUUUGCUUUCGUGGCGGUCAACUCUAAAAAUUGACCGUUAAAUGUGUGACGUGGCAAUUUAAAAAUAUUAAAUUAAAUUAAAUUUUUCAAAAUUAU
Messenger RNA from Linum trigynum, 9341 nucleotides. The record is from the annotation of a GenBank genome assembly. Lineage: Eukaryota; Viridiplantae; Streptophyta; Magnoliopsida; Malpighiales; Linaceae.